UCUCUCACACAUAGUCACAGACAGAAUUUACAGAUUUUCUCUCUCUACAGUAUUUUCCCACCCUAUCUAUUCGGUAGCUCUUCCUCUUCCUUCAUCUUUUCAAAUGAUCCAUCGACCUUUUUCAUACACUAUAAGCCGCCAUACUCCAUACCUCAAUGUAGGCUAUAGCCGUUUCAUUCAUUAAAAGCACAAGAAUCUAUACACACAGAAGAAAGCCGCAUUCUAUGAACCAUCGGAGAACAAAUUGCUUCAAAAUCUGUGAAACGGUUGCCUAUUUGAUGAAGAGAAUAGUAUGUUGAAGAAGAAGAAGAUGAAAGGUUUCGAAGAAGAAGAGAAGGUACGUUCUCGUACGCAGAUUGCUACACGGAGAGUUACUCCAACAAACGGCGUAACUGAUGAUGAUACAUCAGAGAAGUUUCUGCCUAACGGAGAUCUAUACAUCGGGAGAUUCUCUGGUUAUCUUCCGCAAGGAUUAGGGAAGUAUCUAUGGAAAGACGGAUGUAGAUAUGAAGGAGAAUGGAAGAGAGGAAAAGCGAACGGUAAAGGUAAGUUCUAUUGGCCUUCUAGUGCUACUUUCGAAGGUGAGUUUAAGGCAGGUAGAAUGGAUGGAUUUGGAACGUUUAUUGGAUCUAAUGGCGAUUCGUAUAGCGGUUAUUGGUCUUGUGAUAGGAAACAAGGAUAUGGAGUUAAACGAUAUGGUAAUGGAGAUUUCUAUGACGGUUCGUGGCGGAGAAAUGUUCAAGAUGGAUAUGGAAGAUAUGUUUGGAAGAGUGGGAAUGAGUAUGUUGGUGAUUGGCGUAAUGGAGUUAUUAAUGGAAGAGGGAGAUUGAUUUGGGCGAAUGGAAAUAUGUAUGAUGGAAGUUGGGAGAAUGGAUUUCCGAAGGGGAAUGGUGUGUUUACUUUGCUUGAUGGAAGUUGUUUUAGUGGUUUAUGGAGUAAGGAUGGAGAAUGGAAAUGUAAAGAACCGAUAAAGAAGAUGCAGAUGGAGAUUCUGAAUCGGGCUUUCCAUCCUGGAAAUAAUACUCCGACGAAGAGAUCAUCUGUUGAAGUAUCGAGAGGAAGCAGCUGUACAGGUAGGAAUUUACCGAGAAUCUGCAUAUGGGAAUCGGAUGGGGAAGCAGGCGAUAUAACCUGUGAUAUACUUGACAAUGUUGAGGCUUCGAUGUUCCAUAGACAAGGUGGAUUUCGCCAUUUUCGCCCUAGUUCAUGCUGUUUCGAUGGGGAGGUGAAGAAGCCUGGACAGAUGAUUUCAGAAGGGCAUAAGAAUUACUCUUUGAUGCUCAAUCUUCAACUUGGUAUCAGGUAUUCAGUUGGUAAGCAUGCCUUAAUUGAUCGAGAACUGAAACAGAGUGAUUUUAAUCCAAACGAGAAGUUUUGGACUAGGUUUCCUCCAGAAGGAUCAAAGACAACACCAAUUCAUCAAUCUAGUGAAUUUCGAUGGAAAGAUUAUUGCCCAAUUGUAUUCAGACAUCUUAGGGAACUAUUUAAAGUCGAUCUUGCUAAUGAUUACAUGCAAGCAAUUUGUGGAAACGGGGCUUUAAGAGAACUUUCAUCUCCAGGAAAGAGUGGAAGUUUCUUUUACCUUACACAAGAUGAUAGGUUCAUGAUUAAAACAAUCAAGAAAUCCGAACUUAAGGUGCUCAUUAAGAUGUUACCAAAUUAUUAUCAUCAUGUCUGUUGCCACAAAAAUUCACUGGUGACCAAGUUCUUUGGCGUCCAUUGUGUCAAACCUGUUGGCGGCUUUAAGACACGAUUUGUGGUUAUGGGGAACUUUUUAUGCUCGGGUUAUCCAAUACACAGAAGGUUCGACCUUAAAGGAUCAUCCUUUGGCCGGACAGCGAAUAAGCCUGAAGAAGAGAUUGAUGAAACCACCACCCUAAAGGAUCUCGAUCUCAAUUUUGUUUUUCACCUUGCCAAGGAUUGGUUCAAUGAACUUAUUGAGCAAAUUGAUCGGGAUUGUGAAUUCUUGGAAAUGUCGAGGAUAAUGGAUUACAGUCUCUUAGUGGGUAUUCACUUCCAAGACGAUACGAAAACUGGUGAUGACAAGUUCAUGCCUUUUCUUCAUGAACAAGAAGAAGAAGAAAUAUUGGAUGAUGAUGAUGUCUUACCUGGCAGGAAACCCGCAAUGAGAUUAGGAGCAAACAUGCCAGCAAGGGCUGAAAGAGUGGAUAGGAGGACCGAUUUCGACCCAUCAUCAUUGUCGUGUUCAUCGUUUGGUCAUCAUCAUAUACACAAUGUCGUUAUCUAUUUUGGCAUAAUCGACAUAUUGCAGGAUUACGACAUUAGCAAGAAGCUUGAACAUGCAUACAAAUCCCUGCAAGCCGAUCCAGCCUCGAUAUCUGCUGUGGAUCCUAAGCUUUACUCAAAGAGAUUCCGCGAUUUCAUCUUCAGAAUUUUCAGAGAAGAUUCAACAUCAUCGUCGUCGAAUCUCUCCUACCACUGCGGGUGAUUUGAUUUAUUCUUGUAAAAAAUGAUUGGUUAAUUAUUAUUAUUGGGUGGUGAAGAAAAAUGGAAAUAUAGAGAUAGAUCAUCAAGAUAGUUAGAUAGAUGGGAAUUGAUUAGUCAUAUUGAGUUUGUGUUUGUAUAUAGGAGGAUGAAAAUGAAUGAUUGUGAAAGGUUUUGGAAAUAUUUGAUUUAUUUU
Molecule: messenger RNA, 2641 nt
Organism: Impatiens glandulifera
Lineage: Eukaryota; Viridiplantae; Streptophyta; Magnoliopsida; Ericales; Balsaminaceae
Product: phosphatidylinositol 4-phosphate 5-kinase 1-like
Exons: 6
Coding region: 293-2449 (718 amino acids)
Biological process (GO): phosphatidylinositol metabolic process
Molecular function (GO): 1-phosphatidylinositol-4-phosphate 5-kinase activity; ATP binding
Source: RefSeq, a predicted model, not a curated record